GCUGACAAAUCCGAUUGUUUCUUACACCGCGAUUUGAAGCCUCCGAAAGUUUGAAACAGUGCCAAAAAGAGGUUUCGAUUAGCUUCGAUAUUCAUAGCAAUACGAUAACGAAGAAGUGAGUUUCUCAAGUUAUUCUCAAGCGUUUGACUGUGCCCUUACGACGCGUGCAUUUUCGAUCGUCGUUGAUGUGUGGAACGAACGCGUCUGUUUCCUAACCUCUCUAUCGACCAGACGAUCGUACGAGCAUUCUGUUUACUAAAGCUUUAUUACUAAGAAGAAAGGACAUUUUUUUUUCCAGAGUAGUCUAUUGGCGAUUUUAUCUAUCGUCAUUAACAGAGUCACCAUGACAGGUGGAAAUACCGCUGAAAAAUCAGCUAAUAAUCCUUUGGAGCAGUUCGUGCUGCUUGCAAAAACUGCGAAAGGUGCCGCCGCCAUAGAGCUCAUAAGGCAAGCCGUCGAAACGCCUGGUGUUCAUGUCUUUGGCGAGUUAUUGGACAUGCCAAACAUCAAAGAAUUAGAGAACGGUCCUUACGUCCAAUAUUGGAAUACUUUGAAUCUAUUUGCGUAUGGCACUUAUAAAGAUUAUCUGGAAAAUAAAGAGAAAGUAUUAGAGUUAACUCCUACGCAAAAAAAGAAGCUUCAGCAUCUCACAAUUGUCACUCUGGCCACGAAAAACAAAUGUAUACCCUACUCGGUAUUAUUGGAAGAGUUAGACAUAAAGAAUGUCAGAGAUCUGGAGGACUUGAUUAUCGAAGCAAUAUACGCCGACAUAAUCCAUGGAAAAUUAGAUCAGAAAAAUUCACAGUUAGAAGUAGAUUAUGCCGGUUUAGGACGAGACGUUCGGCCAGGUGAUACCGGUGUAGUAGCUGAGACAUUAGCUGCCUGGGGUGAAGCGUGCGAUACAGUUCUAUCUUGUAUCGAACAGCAAAUAUCUAGAGCUAAUGUCGAGAAACAAAAGGCUACUUAUCAUAAAGAAAGAAUACAGCGAGAUAUUACUAAUAUAAAGAAAUCCCUCGCCGCUCAAGCAGGAGGUGGAGGCAUUCAAGAAGCUGAUAUAGCUGGUGGUAGUUCUGGUGCAGGAGGAAGCGAAGCGGGUAGAGAAGCCAUGCCAGUACUCUCAGAAAAGAAGAAGUUACAGAAAGUCAAAUGUAUCAAAGUCAGUGAUUGUGAAUGAUGAAUGAAAAGAUUAUGAAUGAGAAGGGUAACAUUGAAACGAAUUUAUUAAUUAUAUAUAAAGUAUAACCUAAAUGUCGAAUCGAGAAUCCUUUAUGUAUCUGAAUAUUGAGUUCGUAGAUAUUUUUAAAACAAAGUAGGGAAAUAAUAUUUUAUACAACGUGUUCUAAAUAUAUAGCAUCGAAUUGUAUAUGUCAAAUAUGUAUGAGGUCUCGAUUUAGUGACACAUUUAUGGACUUAAUGUUAUAAUAACAAAUAAAAUUAAGAGUACUUUUCUUAUCAAAAUACAUUUGUAAGAUUGAUUUAUUGACACACAUCAGUAUAAGAAGCCUUUUAGAAAAACCGAAUAUAACAUUUGAAUAAAAAUUUUCACUUUAAUAACUGCAAAUGUUUAGCGGAAAAUGUAGAAAGAGCAAUAGAUUUCAUACUUUUACUGUGAUCAUUUUAAAUAUCAUGACUAGUAUUUACUGUAUAAAGGAUUUCAGUACUGUUAGCAUAAAAUUUAGCAUUUAUUUACGGAAUCGAUUGUUUAUUUAUUUACAUUAAACACGAAGUAAUAAUAUGUAUGAGGUAUACGUAACGUGUGAUGAUUGUCUUUACAUCGAGCAUUUGAAAAAAAAAUACAAUGAAUCUUUUCUUUGUGACAAAGAUAAUUUUGUAGGUAAGCUUGAAUAUUCUUGUAAUAUAUCCCUGUUUAUUUUUUUAGACCAAAGACAUCAUGUUUUGUGU
Acromyrmex echinatior (Panamanian leafcutter ant) is the source of this 1902-nucleotide messenger RNA. RefSeq names its product COP9 signalosome subunit 7 (gene CSN7). The record is from RefSeq and is a predicted model, not a curated record. Lineage: Eukaryota; Metazoa; Arthropoda; Insecta; Hymenoptera; Formicidae. Gene Ontology annotation, cellular component: COP9 signalosome. Gene Ontology annotation, biological process: COP9 signalosome assembly.